Molecule: messenger RNA, 786 nt
Organism: Lactuca virosa
Lineage: Eukaryota; Viridiplantae; Streptophyta; Magnoliopsida; Asterales; Asteraceae
Source: the annotation of a GenBank genome assembly
CUACAUCUAUCUCAUUCAAUGACGGAAAUCAGUCAAAUAAAGCUUCUGGGCAACAUUGCAAGUCCAUAUACCAGCAGGGUUCAGUUCGUCCUAAACCUCAAAUCUAUCAAAUACGAGUUCAUUGAAGAAGAUUUCAAUGAUAAAAGUGAGCUCUUAUUGACAUCAAACCCACUUUUUAAACGAGUUCCUGUUCUUAUACAAUCAAACAAACCACCGAUUCUUGAAUCUCUUAUCAUAAUCGAUUACUUAGAACAAAUCUACCCCGAUGUCUACAAACUCCACCCAAAUGAUCAUGCAGAUCAAUCUGUUCUCAAAUUUUGGGCUUACUACAUUGACACAGAGUUUUUUCCUUUAUAUGGAAGGUUGAGGAAAACACCCGAUAAAGAGGGAAAAGAAGUCCUAAAAAAACAGAUUAUCGAAAAAUCACAUGUACUAGAAAAUUUAUUUGUGAAGUUUAGUAAUGGGAAGCCUUAUUUUGGCGGAGAUGACGUGGGAUAUCUAGAUGUUGUUCUUGGAUGUUUUCUAGGUUGGACAAAAUUUGUUGGAAAUCAUAACAAUUUCAAGAUAUUUGAUGAAGUUAGGACCCCAAAUCUUAUAGAAUGGUCAAAACGUAUGCUGUCACAUGAAAGCCUUAAGGGUGUGAUCCCAGACCAAGAAAUACACAUCGAUUUCUAUAAAUGGCUUACAAAAGCUAGACCACCACCAAAAGCUACUUGAAAUUACAUUUGUGAAACUCAUGAAUAUAUGAUGUUUCAAUCCCAAUAGUUAGAUCACCAAGUGUUGCAU